This is a messenger RNA of Corticium candelabrum, 10093 nucleotides long. Its product is annotated as helicase with zinc finger domain 2-like. Gene Ontology annotation, molecular function: RNA binding; RNA helicase activity; metal ion binding. The record is from RefSeq and is a predicted model, not a curated record. Gene Ontology annotation, cellular component: cytoplasm. Gene Ontology annotation, biological process: nuclear-transcribed mRNA catabolic process, nonsense-mediated decay. Lineage: Eukaryota; Metazoa; Porifera; Homoscleromorpha; Homosclerophorida; Plakinidae. The transcript is spliced from 24 exons. The coding region runs from base 381 to 9893 and encodes 3170 amino acids.
AUACCACAUUGAAAAGCACAUCAAAUUACUGGAUCGACAUAAAGUUGUGAUUGAGAUUGAUAAGCAGUGACAUAAUCUCUUUAGUGUAUCUGCACGUUUUGCUCUAGGCUGAAGAAGAAGGAGAGCAGCAGAGACGUGAUGGUAGUGAGAGUGUGCAUCAGAAUCAAGAGGAAAGUCAAAGUGAAAUAGUAGAAAGUGUCCGCACGGACGGAGACGUCGUUUGUCUUGCGGUUGUUGAUCUGGAGAGCAGAGAUGAAACAACAGCCUCUAAAGGAUCAACUGCUAAGCAUCCAGAAGUGUUGAAACAGAGUGAAGUAUUGAAAUCUGUUUUGGGCAUCAGCUUGUCUCGUCAACCAGCUGCAGCUCCUUCUCGACCAAACAUGGCCAAAGCAAAGAACAAGUGUUCUGGUCUGAGUGACAAGACAACGUCGAAUGAUUCUGUUUUAGUGGAGGAAAUGCAGAGUGAGUCUUUAAUUGAAACACCCGUUCAGACUGCUGCCACGAAGCCCCCGCCAAAAAUGAAAUACAAUCAGGAAAAGAAGAAGAUGAAAAAGAAAAACAAGAACAAGAAACGUAGUAAAGCAAAGGAAGGAUUUGGAGGAAAUCCACCGAUUUCGUCAACUGAAAAAUGUGACGCUUCGCAGCCUUCUCUAAAGGACGGAUAUACCAUUAGUAGUGAAGAUGAGGAUGAAGAAACUCCACAUGCUGCUACUUGUAGUAGUGCAACUAAACGACCGGAUGAGUCUACAGGAGAACGAUUAUAUUUCUUUGCACAGUCGACACCACCUGCUAAUAAUAACAAAAGACAAUCAGCAGGUAACGAAGAUGAAACAAUGUCUCUACACAAGAAAGGAGCUUCUUUGCCUUCAGAGACGUUGAAAUCACAAAGAGGACUCUCUGGCUCUAGAAGAAGCAAGGAAAUAGCUGAACUACAACAGAAGCCACAAGAUGCGAUACAGCAAAGUGUCGACGAGCACAAAGUGUUGGAAAGCACAGAACGUGAGCAAGGAGCUCAGAAACAGAAACACGAAGACCAACAGGCCAAAGCAGCUGAAAAACUGCAACAGAAAGAGAAACCUUUAGCACAGGCACGAAACGAGGUCCCACAAAGACCUGAAAGUAUUGUCUUGCAGAACGAUGCGAUGUAUGAAGGAAUGCUCAGUAAGACACAAACCAAAUCUAAGUCAAAGGCGAGGUGUCAACAACAACCACUAUAUGGCGUAACAAUUCCAGGUGUCAGAAAUCCUCGGAAAGCAGCAAUACGCACAGCAAGUUCAGUGCCGGCAAUACUGACUGAAGGUCAGCAGUUAGUAGUGAAUGAAACGGCUGUCAUGGCUCUGACGUCAGAUAAAGAGAGGCGCAAAGAUGAGAAAGGCUCUAAAGGAACGAGAAGCUUGAGAGUGACAGACGUCAAGAAAUCGUGGGAAUUAAAAGGAUUGACCGUCCUGCUUAAGGAGACAGGUGAUCGUAUCAUACGCUCGGUGCUACAUCGCGAUACUUCACAAGCCUCAUCUGCUUAUUCAGAAACUCCGUCCGAAUUUCAAUUUAGCGAGGCCGUGUUGCGGCAGGGAAAGGCGGUGUGUUCAAAGUGUUUUAAGAAAAACGCAACUGUAAAGGAAAAGGACCCCGUACUCAAGACAUGUCCUGUUCAUCAAGACACUGCAUGGAAUCCAAUGUUGGUGUGGCCUUCAAAAGCUGGCUAUGUUCCGAUUCGGUCGAGACCAAGAAACGUUAUCGUGCAUUUUACACUCUGCCGGUAUCGUACUCGUUGCUUUUUCUCUGAAAGAUGUCCUCACCCGCACAGCGAAGAAGAACUGGAAGUGUGGACGUUGGACAGAGAUGGAGAGAGCUGGAAGUUUCGGCAGCCAAAGAAACUGUAUCUUUGUGAAAGUUUUCGGGUGUGGAAGCAUUGUUCCUCUGGUCAUGACUGUGAGUACGCCCACGGGAAAGGCGAACUAGACGAAUGGCGAAAAAGAAAACAUAUGUACCACAAACAUCUGAAAGGUCAAGAUGAAAACUCUGAUGAUAGAAUUGGAAUAUUCCUAAGACAAAAGGUGGCUGAAGAACUGCGAGCAGCUCGAGACGGCUGCGGGAGCUUUGAAGACUUGAUUGCUUUCAGUCCUCCCAUGUUUGUCGUUGUAUCUUGUGAACCAGGCGACAUUGUCUACAUACCGUCUACCGAUUGCACGGACGGCAGUAACUAUAAAAAAUUAUUUUUUCUGCGGUUAGAUUACUUGCCUGAAGCUAAAUGUCUCUUUCAAAAGGCGACACUAAUUGGAACUUCUGGCUGCUUUAAAUUUUUGCCUUCAAAGGAUUGUGUGUUGACCAGACCGGACAAUUCAGAAAUUGCUGCAAAAGAAACAUCUUUACGUAAAGGCAGCCAUGUGCUGAAAAUCGAGUUUACUUCACUCACUGAGCAAUCAUUUCGGCAAGACGUACUGCUUGAUUUUGGCAUCAAGCCUUAUCUAAUAAAGACUCUAAGAAUUGAGAUAGGAAAUAGUGAGGAAAUGAAUUUGAUCAAAGAGUUUCAUCAACAGAUGAAAAGUCAGGCAGAUGAGUGGAGAUUUGAUGCUGACGAUCUGUGUCAGGACUAUAUUGAUCGCACAAGAAUCGACGAGGAAGGCCUUAAAACGAAGCAUGCUCUUCCCAAAGAUCAAGAACUUAUGUCAUUGAUACAUACAGCUAUAGACGAACCCUUGUCUAUGACUAACUACCACUCACGUUUUCACACUCUUCUCUUUGUAGAAGAGAGAGCAAGCAUUGCUACUCUUAGCAGGUUUAAUAGACAAAGCACGACGAUGAAAAUUCGUCAAGACCCCGAAGGCACUUUGGGAGAAAUCAAUUUACAUCACCGGCCUCCAUUUAAUUCAACGACCAGUGCAUUUAUUCGUCGUCUUAACGACUGUGUCGUGUUUGAAUUAAAAAUUCAUAAAAUACAAGGCGAAAUACUUUCUCUUCUACUUCCACGCCAGUUCUUUAUUGACACUGGCAUUAUGACAAAUUGUGACGUACAAGUUGAUUUUCUACUUACAUUUGAUAGAACCCACUACGUUAACUUACACAAAGCUGUUGACUACCUGAGCAGUGAAAUUGUUUCACAACGUUUGAUUGCAAAUCCUCUUCAUUCUAAGGCUUGCAAUAUUGAUCCACGCCGGAUGGUUCGCAUCCGAUCUAUACAUAACCUUAACAAUGAACAACAGAAAGCAGUGAAAAGAAUUGUGUGCCAACGUGGAACUCUUCCCGUUAUUGUCGAUGGACCGCUUGGAACGGGGAAAACGCAUCUUUUAACGGAAGCUGUUCGAAUCAUUCUUGGUCGCUCCACGGACUGUCGCAUUCUGAUUUGCACUCAAUCGAAUCAUGCUGCAGACCUUUAUGUCACGAAAGUGGACGAUUUUAUUCAGCAGCAAUCGCGUGCAACCGUUCAUCUUCACAGAAUUUACUACAAACACUACAACCCAAAUUGUAUUGAUCGUAACAUUUUCGAUGUCGUUUAUCGCCAUUGUAAAUUUGAAAACAAUCAAUUUAUUAUGCCAGACAUAAAGACACUUGAAAAUUCGGGCCGUCUUGUCGUCAUUACGACUCUUGUUACCUCAAUGCAGUUGAGAAAGCUCGACCUUCCGAAACGAUUUUUUACUCACAUUUUUAUAGAUGAAGCGGCUCAAGCUACGGAGCCGGAAACAAUAGCAGCUCUCGGCUUUGCCAGUGACAGAACGUGUGUUGUUAUGGCUGGUGAUCACAAACAAAUUAAUCCUCUUAUUCAUUUACCUGUUCCACGAAUGGGCAAGCUUCAUUACUCUCUCUUUCGUCGUUUGUACAAAGAUCUUCCUCCUGUAUUCGAUCUCAAAGUGGAUUUAGUCGUCAAUUACCGUUGCCACUGGGACAUUCUCAAUCUAUCAUCUCGUCUAUUCUACCACACUGAUGUCGUAGACGAAAGCAACGCUAAGGGUCCACAAACUUGUCAUCCUAACUUUCCACCAGUCAGCUUCUGUGCUACGUCUAAAACUCAGUCAAAGCAAGCAGGAUAUGAUGGAUCGUACUACAAUCCGAAAGAAGCUGAAGCUGUUGUCAAGUACGUAAAGGAAAUAUUAGAUGAUUGGCCGUGGUGGCCUUACAAAGACAACGAUCUAUGUGUUAUUACAAGUGAAAGAUGGCAGGCUCGCUAUAUUGGGAUUCUUCUUCGUGACUUUGACAAGAGAGUCGACGUAUUGACUGCUGGUGUUGUUCAAGGUCGUCAGUUCCGCGCUUGCGUCAUAAGUACCGUUCUGACAAAAGACGGAUUCCGCGAACGCGGCACCUCGGACGAUACCGACUUCUUAUCAAAUCGCAAGCUGCUCAACACUGUCAUCACACGGGCUCAGUCUCUCGUUCUCGUCGUCGGAGAUCCCUUAUGCUUGUGCACGUGCGGAAAACUCGAUCAGUUAUGGCUGCAGUACAUUGCCUAUUGCCAUGACAACAGAGGAUGUUUUGGAACGAUGUCAUUUGAGGAGCUGCAAAUCGCUUUGGGGAUUCUCCACACAAAACUGAAUCCCGAAUCGCAGGAGUUUGUUCCGACUUCAGAUAGCGCGGCACAUUUCUCUCGACGUGUCGACAACACUAUAAAAACUUGUACGGAUAAGACGUCAGAGAGGGGUAGCGAACAACAUUGCAGUGUCGCCUACAAUGGCGAAUUAGAGCACGACAUGGUAGAAGAGUAUCGCCAUCAAGUGGCACAAAGCAAGAUCGAACAUGAGAGACUGCAAACGUCUUCUAAAGCGAUCAUUCAACCGGUCGAAAAGGGAAGCGGAUACGAAUGGCAAAUUGUCGACGACUCAACAGUUGACGAUCGAGUAAAGUACGAAAGUUCUGUUCUAUACGAGGAGCACUUGAGAGGAAAUGCUCGUUUCGAAGCGAUCAAACGAGAGCCAAAUAAAUAUUUUCGCUGUCGCUUGCAUGUGACGAACGGAGACGACGCCGUAGCCAUCGCUUACAAAAUACCAAACAUGGAAAUAUCAAUCAGAGGAUGGAAGAGAAGAAACCGAUCCUUUGAUGGAGAAGAAGUUCUCGUACGGUUAGACGACACGUCACGUGGUCGAAAGGAGAUUACGUCGCGCAACGGUACAGUUGUUGGUAUCUUUCAGGAGGAGAGACCGAGUGAAUGGGUGUGUGUUCUAUCUAAAAGAGGCAAAAAUAUAUUGUUGCCGCUAGACAAAUCGUUCCCUUGCAUAAUUAAUCUUCCGCGGAACGUUCAAGAGAACGGAAUUGCGAUUUUCAAGAAAGGAGUGAGGAGACAUAGGCCUACUUCCAUCGAGCCGAUUAACUUUAUUCCUGUGAGAGAGGCGUCGUGCAAACUCUUUAUUGUUCAAUUUCUAAAGUGGAGAAUCGACUGCAUGCACCCGUUGGGCAUUGUUGUUGAAGUCUUGCCUUUUGCUGUGACGUUAGAAUCUGGGAUAGACAUUUUGUCUCGCCAAUAUUUUUCAAGCAGAAUUGACGAUGCGUUGAGUCAAGACGCUGAGAACGACGUCACGAAAUUUUCACGCUCUAUUUCACCUAAAGAGUACUUUGCUCGCGGCAUGCCGUUGACAAAUGCUUUUACCAUUGAUUCAGCAAACUCCACAGACUUAGACGAUGCUCUCAGCUUUGAGCAAGACGCAGAGACCGGGAGUUGUCGAGUCUCUGUUUACAUUUCCGACGUUUCUUAUUUCUGCCGUUUUGGAUCGAGUCUGGAUUAUUACGCAUUUACAAUGGGGACGACAUACUACGACCAAGAAGGUCGAAGAAAACUUGACAUGUUUCCAAAACGGCUCAGCCCGGAUCUCUUCAGCCUUCUACCUGGUGUCGAUCGUCUGGCAAUUCGCGUUGGUUUUGAAUUCGAUCGCAAUGCCAAGCUAGUUCGAUUGGACUACAGUCGAUGCAUUGUUCGUUCUAAACGCAAACUCUCUUACGAAACAGUUGAAAAGAUAAUUAGCGGAAGCUUAACUGCUGCGAUUGACGAAGAAUUGACUGACGAAAUACGACGUCUUUAUGAUUUGAGUGUUUGUUUAAGGCGUCAACGGUUAGGCGGAACGAGGUACCAUUUGCAGGACAGAGAGACUGCAGGGUGUCAGCGAGCGCAUGCCAUGGUGGAAGAGUUUAUGCUGCUGACUAACAAAACAGUGGCAGAGAGUCUGAUUAAGAAAUGUCGCGCGAUCACUCCACUAAUCGCACAAGGCUCUCCAGACUCUGCCAAAGUUGAAGAAUGGAUCAAAUUGUUUGGAGGCUACUUUGAUUCCUCGUGUGCACUUAGCGAAAUCGCUAACAAACUGACCAUUGGUUCGCAGCUUACGACAAUUGAUGAAGGUUCAUGCGGGCCUAUUACGAUAUCUCGACGUCAGUGGCGUGACAUUCAACUGGCAACAGAGAUCGAAGAUGACUCUCGUCGUAGGCAUCAGCUACGUCUAUUUUUAUGCACAGAGUCGCUCUAUCCUCAGCUAGCCAUAGCGCAUACGGGAUACCAUCGAUGCCUUAAGCGAUCUUUGCUUGUCUGCGCUGAUCACAAUGACGAGGCGGUUAUUCGGCACAAUCAUCUGGGAUAUCAAUAUUACACUCAUUUUACUUCUCCCAUCCGCCGUUAUAUCGACAUCGUUGCACACCGUUUACUGAUAGCUUAUGAUUUUGGUUUAGAAGACAAUGACGGAAAUCUCUAUACUGAAGAAAAAAUUAAUAAGAUAUGUUGUCAUUGCUCGAGAACUCGCGUUUUGGCUCAACGGUAUCAACGAGAAAUGGAUCUGUUCGGCUUUAGCUGUUCAGUCUUUAACAGUCCGGUCCUUACGACAGCCGUUGUACGGUCGGUAUCAGCGGGAUCGAUGGAAUUGUAUUUUCCCGACUAUCCUAAUCUUACUGGAAAAGCCACUGAAAUUCGAUUUUCCUCUUUGAAUCCUAAACAUAUUUCUACAUAUGAGAAUGGCAGCGUAACGGUUACGUGGUCUAUUAAAGUUGUUCAGCAUCCUUUACUAACAGAAAAGAAACAAUACAGAAACAAACUUCCGCACGACGACUACUACAGUAUACCGAUUUGUGAAUGGAAGCAGUUACUUCUUCUUUCCUUGUCAGAGAGUAGUAAACCGGAUGAUCUGAUUCGCCGUAUCCGGCACAUCGAAAACAGCGUCCACACUUCUAGUUCUUGUUUUGAUGCUCAAGGCGACCUUUAUUCUGCAACCGGCACAGGCAAAGAAGAUAUUGUUGAUUCAAAUCACAAAGGCUACGACGAAGUCUCAGAUUCAUCCGAUUUGGAUGAAUACUUUACAUGUGAUGAUUCAUCCGAUUUGGAUGAAUACUUUACAUGCGAUGAAUAUAUGACGAUGAGCGACGAAAGUGCAGACAAAGGCAAGUUGCAAAGUUUUCAACUGCCCAAAAUACAGCUGGCACAUAGCACUGUACCAGUCAGGCCCAUGGCUCGUCUAAGAAAAAAAUCGAAACAGAGUUAUCGGAAAGUAUUUUGUUCAAUAUCACAGAAAUACAUGACCGGUAGUCUCUUUUCGCUGCAACUUAGCGCACGUGUAGGUCGCGGAAUGCUAACACCUGUUAUUCAACUUUUUCCCUUGCCGGGUAGUGUGCCGGCCGCCGUUUGUGUCGAGCACUACAGCAAACCAGCUGAUUGCUUCGUCGAGAGUCUUCCUCACGGUCACAAUUCUUCAAGAGACCGUUAUCACGAUAUUAUAGACUAUGCCAAUUCGUGGUUACCUGUUGUGGACCACGAAUCUGCAACAUCUUGUGUCAAGGACUCUUCAGACUACGUGUUAGUAAGUGGUACAUCUGUACGUUGGACGAGAACUGUAGAAAAGGUCAGCUCUAGUGGAGAAAUUACAUUGACAUCUUCGUUUUCGAGGCAAUACAGUCUGGGAUGUAGGGAAGGUGACUUUCUUUGCUUGAGUUAUAGCAACUUAGUCGCUCAGAAAGCCCGCUUCUGCAUUGAUGGUGAUAAAGUGGAUAGCUUGUUAAAGGGCAGCUCUUCUAAAGAAGUCGUACACACAGACACUGAUCAAUGCGUCGUACACUGUAGAGUCGUGGACAGCAAGGUGGAAGACAAGCCUGACAUUGAGGGUGCGCCGUGUCGGCAGUUUUUGAAAGUAAAGACUUCUGGCGAACGACAGGCUCUUCCAGAAAUGCUGUUUAAUAGCAAAGUACCGGUUCUGUGCACCGCUCAAUUCAUAUCACAAUGUUUACCAUUUAUGAGAAUGAGACAAGCGUUACAAGUCAUUUGUUCAGAGGACUACAGCAAUGAUGUUGUCAAGAGUCUGUGCUCGGGUGAUUUUUCUAGAGUUACAUUUGACUGCCGCUACAGUGGAAAUACAUCAGAGAGUGAUAGAAUGGUUGUGUCUGAGGGAUUGUCGUUGUCUGAAUCACGUCGACCGCUGAAUAAGAGUCAGUUUAUUGCAGUGAAACUGGCAAUGAAACAAGACAUUACUCUAAUACAAGGACCACCAGGCACUGGCAAAACAGUGACUGGAGCUCACAUAGCGGUUCACUUUCUACGUCAAUACGCCAGCUGCAGUGGUACGGGCAGUGACGAUAAGAUUCGCGUGUUGUAUUGUUGUCCGUCCAAUCAGACAGUAGACAACAUCACAGACCUGCUCAAGAACGGUUCUAAAUCAACAAAAAUAUUACGAGUUUAUGGAGAAGGCAUUGAAAAGAAACGUUUUCCCGGCAUCUCGAUAUUUGAAGAGUUUGCUUCUCCAUCCAACAAGCAACUGACAGUAGACACCAGACGACAUAUAGACGUUGCUUUACAUUACAGAAUUCGUAACAAAGAAACGUCUUCGUACGCAGAGUCUAUUAAGACAUGCGAAGAUGAGUUUAAACAACUGAAGAUGAAAGAGGAGCUGCCGACCGAAAGCCAGAUUAGUCACUAUAAAGUCAUCGUUUCAGCUGCUGAACAAGAGCAGAUUAAUAGGGCGGACGUACUUCUCUGUACUUGCAUUCAGGCAGGCAGUCGGAGAAUGGCAAAGAACUCUGUUGCUUUAUGUAUCGUCGACGAGGCAGGUCAAAGUCUUGAACCUGAAACUCUUGUGGCGAUUUCUCGAGCAAGAAGGAUCGUACUGAUAGGAGAUCAUAAACAGUUGCGACCUGUCGUGCUGAACAGAAGAGUACAAAGGCAGUUGUCUCGCUCCAUGUUUGAGCGUAUUGCUGAAAGUGCAUCAGUGAAGGAAAAAAAUCGAGUUCACAUGCUGAACGUUCAGUACAGAAUGCACGACGACAUCUGUCAAUUCCCAUCCGAACAUUUUUACGAAGGAAAACUUGAGACGGCUCCGGAAGUAGCAGGACGUACGCCAGACGGCAUCGCCUUUUGGAAUAACUUGUAUCCUGGGUCGAAGCUCGGUCGUAAAAGACAGAGGAGAAAAUGUUUUAUUCACGUCGAGGGAGAAGAAAGAACGAAUCCUGUGUCCGGAGAAAGAACGGGAGGCGAAGAAUCGAAGUACAACCCGAUGGAAGCUGACAUUGUGGUAAAAAUCGUAAAACGAAUGACAAAACACAGAUGCAGAGCGUCAGACAUCCGUGUCAUAACACCAUACACAGCUCAGAAGGCCUGCAUUGAAAACAUUUUGACACAAUCAGCACAAACCAAAGACGUUGAGGUAUCAUCUGUCUUUGCUAGUCAAGGCAGUGAGUCCGAGUUCAUUAUUUUGUCGACAGUCCGUUCGUUACCAAACCAAGAUCUAGUCGAUUUUAGUUCUAACAAAUGGAUGAGAGAACAUUUCGGAUUUAUUGCGGACGAACAUCAGAUGAACGUUGCUCUUACGAGAGCAAAGGAAGGCUUGAUUAUAGUUGGUAAUGGCAAUCUGCUCAACUUGCAUUCAAUGUGGAGAAAACUUAUUGCUCGUUACAAGGAUGACGGCUGCUACAUGAAAAACUGGAAAUCGAUUCCCUCACGACUGUAAGCUACGUGUGCACACAAUUAGUAUGUUAUGACUGUUAACGACUUUCAGUUUAUGUGCAGUUAUACUUAUACUCGUAUUUGAGUAUUAGAACCGCCAAACGCACUGAGCUAAAAAGAAGUGAUUGCACAUAUUUUAGACAUAUUUUAGUCUAUGCACGGAAUAUAUGAUAAAACUGUGAGAUUAAUAGAGUAUUUCAACUG